Messenger RNA from Trematomus bernacchii (emerald rockcod), 1923 nucleotides. Its product is annotated as THAP domain-containing protein 5-like. Lineage: Eukaryota; Metazoa; Chordata; Actinopteri; Perciformes; Nototheniidae. Gene Ontology annotation, cellular component: nucleus. The record is from RefSeq and is a predicted model, not a curated record. The transcript is spliced from 3 exons. Bases 105 to 1133 code for a protein of 342 amino acids.
UGCUACAACCCGGAAGUGGCUGUUCACGGGCUGGUUUGUGUUUUGAAAAAUGUUAGCAACAAACGUGUUUAUGUGAAUCGUUUUCAUGCAGUUUCUCAGCAGAUAUGCCCCGUUACUGCGCCGUGAAGGUGUGCAGAAACCGCGGGGGAACUACACCCAGACCACACAACAAGAGAAUCAGCUUCUACCCCUUUCCCUUACAAGACAAGACCAGGCUGCAGAAAUGGGUGGACAACAUGAAGCGGGAAGAAUGGGCCCCGAGUCGCCAUCAGUACCUGUGCAGCGAGCAUUUUACAGAGGACUGCUUCGAUAUCCGAUGGGGCAUCCGCUACCUGAAGAACACAGCCAUCCCGACUGAAUUUCCCUCCAGUGGGGAUGAUGCAGACAAAAAGGUUACCACCAUUAAAAGAAGCCCUAAGGCCAAACGCAAGACUUUAGAUAUUGACACUGAAACCAAAGGAUUUGACUUUCCUCUCAGCACUAAGCCACUCAUUUUGAGUAGAACAUGCAAAAAGGUCCAGUCAAAUACAACAAACGGCAUUGAAGCUGAGCACACUGGGAUGAUUUUUGAAUCGCCUCUGGUGUCGGACACUUUCAUCUCCUGUCCUUCAAACGAGACACAAACUGCUGCUGGUGAGUUACCAGGUGACAGUGGCAUGCCGAAAGCAUCGUGCCUCACACUGUCCCGAUGCGAUGAGCCUCAUCCUGAAGAGCAGGCUCCAUCCAUUGUGACUGUGUUGUGCUGCGAGUCACUGGGCCCUUUCUCAGAAGGAGAGGAACAUGUGGACGCAGCUGCCCUCCAAACCGCUCUGGGCCAGGCUUUUAGCUUCGUCCCUGUGGAAAUAGUCAUGGACCAAACCAACGCUUGCUUUUCAGAGGAGAGACCCAGCCUUUUCGAGCACAUUUCUGUUUACGAGCACUCGUACUGCAGGCCGGACACGGACAAGGAUCAGCUGUGGCAAAAGAUCUUGAGUUUGCAUGCAAAGAUCUUGGAAUUGGACGAAAGGGAAGUGAGCACCAUGGACAAGAUCAGUGCUCUGGAGACAGAGGUAGCCCUCCUGAAGAAAGACGGUGGCGUUUUUAAAGAGAAGCAGAACAUUUUAGAAGAUUAUAUCUCAUCCAUGCUGCUCUGAUGAGCAUGGGUUUCAAUUGUUACCAUUGAGCGACUUGCUGAUAUUUAAUGUUACACAUGCUCCCAUACAGGGGUGGAUUCAAACUAAGCACACAUACUCAAGUUUUGUACUCAAGCACCAUUUUUAAGGUACUUGUACUUUGAGUAUUUCCAUUUUCUGCUACUUUAUACUACCAUAAAAUAUAAAUAAAAGUAAUGCAUGAUGGGGAAUUCUUAUAGAUUUCCCCAUCAACAACUUCAACAUUAUUCUGCUGACAACAGAAUUCAUAAAUAACUAUAAUCCAUCAUUUUACUGUAUUGGUAAAAUAGAUCUAUUCCCUAAAACGGACAGUCCUUCAUAACGAGUGCUUUUACUUUUGGUACUUUAAGUAUACAUUGGUGCUAAUACUUUUUUACUUAAGUUGGACUUUAAAUGCAAUACUUGUACUUGCAUAAACUAUUUAUACAGUCAUAUCACUACUGCUUUUAAUACUAAUGGUCUCAUAACCAUAUUAGUUAUUUUUCACAGCAGACAUUUUGGCAUGUCACUGUAAUUAUAAAUACUGUAAUGUUAUUCAUAACAUCUGUUCUUUUUCCUGCUAUGAAAAGUCUAAAUGACUGCUGUAUAAUAGGCUUGUUGUAUAUUGUAUUCAGUUUUUGUCCACAUGGUGGCACUGUUUGACCAUCUUCACAGGGGGUGUAGAUGUAAUCUGAUUCCGCUGAUGCAUAUCUGAGAUCUGUUACAUGCUUACAGUUUGUACAUGAUUGUGUCUCAGUUUUUGAUCAAUACAUAAUCCUAAUUUAUUGACAAA